This is a messenger RNA of Rattus norvegicus (Norway rat), 930 nucleotides long. It is a transcript of the gene Or7e171, whose product is annotated as olfactory receptor family 7 subfamily E member 171. Bases 1 to 930 code for a protein of 309 amino acids. The transcript has a single exon. Gene Ontology annotation, molecular function: olfactory receptor activity; G protein-coupled receptor activity. Gene Ontology annotation, cellular component: membrane; plasma membrane. Gene Ontology annotation, biological process: signal transduction; G protein-coupled receptor signaling pathway; detection of chemical stimulus involved in sensory perception of smell. The record is from RefSeq and is marked reviewed. Lineage: Eukaryota; Metazoa; Chordata; Mammalia; Rodentia; Muridae.
AUGGAACCAUAUAAUACAACAGGAAACUUGGAAUUUAUUUUGCUUGGACUCUCAGAGGACCCUGAACUGCAACCCAUCUUAUUUGUACUAUUCGUGCUCAUAUACCUGUUUACUGUGCUUGGAAAUGUGCUCAUCAUCUUGGCUAUCAGCUCUGAUUCCCACCUCCACAGCCCCAUGUACUUCUUCCUCUACAACCUUUCAUUGUCUGACAUGGGCUUUAGCAGCACCACAAUCCCCAAAAUGCUAAUGAAUAUGCAUACCAAUAACAAAUCUAUAACUUAUGCAGCCUGCCUAACUCAGGUGUCUUUCUUCUUCCUUUUUGCAUGUAUGGACAGCCUACUACUCACAGUGAUGGCCUAUGACCGAUGGGUUGCCAUUUGUCAUCCUCUACACUACCAAGUCAUUUUAAAUCCUCGUCUGUGUAAAUGUUUGGUCAUAGUAUCAUUUUGUAUCAGUCUCAUGGAUUCACAGGUACACUGCUUGAUGGUGUCACAACUAAAAUUUUGCACUAAUAUGAAUAUUCCUCAUUUUUUCUGUGAUGUUCCAGAACUUCUAAAACUUGCCUGUUCUGACACCUCUAUCAAUAACAUAGUCAGGUUUCUCUUCACAAUCAUUUUUGGUUUUCUCCCUGUCUCAGGAAUCAUUUACUCCUAUUAUAAAAUUAUUUCCUCCAUUAUUAGAGUUCCCUCAUUAUUUGGGAAGAAUAAGGCCUUCUCUACCUGUGGAUCUCACCUAUCAGUUGUUUGCUUAUUUUAUGGAACAGGUAUAGGUGUGUACCUUAGUUCAACAGUUUCUAAUUUUUCCAGGGACAGUGUAGUGGCCUCAGUAAUGUAUUCCAUGUUGGUUCCCAUGAUGAACCCCUUCAUCUACAGCCUGAGGAACAGGGAUAUGAAGAAAGCUGUCCAAAGUGUUUUCAGGCAAAUAGCAUAA